AUGUCUGUGGAUCUAACAGCGGUUGACGGUAACAAUACACAUACUCUUGAUACAAAUUUGAUUGCAUUAGCAAUGCAUAAGCUAUCAAUCGACAACACAAAUGUUACAGAUGUACUGACCGACUGCAACAUUUAUCUCACUAAAUUGAACCGUUGUGAUUUAUUAAAAUCGGCAAACCUCAUAGAUUUAAAUCUUAUUUUUGAUUGCUUGAAUACUACAGAUCAAACACAAAUUGAAAUGAGCUGUGCAUUGCUCCAAAAACUUUUAUCCAUUUUACAGCCAAAUCACGCAUUUAAUAAGUAUUCAGCCAGUAUUGAACGUGCUAUACAUCAUCCAAAUGAUACAGUUAAAUCUACAAUUUUAUCAGAGUUGGAAAAAAUGUUAGCCCAUGAUAAUAAUGUGGAUAUCCAAGUGGAUUUGGCAUGUACUAUAGUUGACUGUUUAACAAGCAGUGAUAUGACUGUUUCAUACAAUGCAGUUAAAUGUCUUAAAAAAUUUCAAAGUGUUGAAACCCUUUCAUCAAUUCCUAUAUUAUCAAAGUUACAGACCAUAAUGGCAAGGGAUGCUAAAAUACGUACACGCGUCUAUGAUAUUUUAAUUCAUUGGGCUGAGUCUGUGGAUGCUUUAGCAUUAAUAAGUUCCAAAGGGCUCUUUACCAAUUUGGUGAAAGACAUCACAUAUCCAGAUGUAAUGAUGCAAAUGGUUACUAUACAAAUGUUAAUUCCUUUGAGUAUCACUGAAUAUGGGUUCGAUUAUUUGAAUUCUAUUGGAAUUAUAAGUGGGUUGUAUCGUUUACUGAGCUCUAAUCCAAAAGAAUUGGAUGACCCUUCAGUUGUUAUACUUAACCCUAUUGUGUUGGAGUUUUUCAUAAAAAUUACUCAAGUCAGACCACUUUUCAUAUUUACAACAUAUCCUAAAGUGUUUGUUGUAAUUUACGAAGUGUUAAAAGAAGGAGAUGAUUCACUAGUAGGUGUGGCUAUAAAUGCAAUCACUAAUUUGGCAUCUUCUUGGGAGUGUAAAAUGUUGUUGGAUAAUCCUUCUGCCAGUACGAUCUUACACUAUGAUGGUGAUGACGAAUUAGACAUUUGGAGUAUAUUUAUCAUAGAAUUAAGUCGUAUUGCUACUAGUACCAAAACUGAAUUAAAAGCAGGAGCUAUUCAAGCAAUCACAAAGAUAAUUCAAGUAGAGAAAGGUGAACUAUCUUCGAGAAAUGAUAUGAUCGAACGUACAAAAAAAUGGUACAAACAAUUGAAAGAUAACCCAUUAAAAAAUAUUGUCCAUGCAUCAUGUAUUGUACCAUUUUUAAACAUACAGCAAGCUGGAUAUGAAAUGCUCCAGACACUGGCUGAGCAAUCAUGGGGUCAAGAGGAAAUUAAUAAAUGUUCAACAUUACUCGAUCUUGUGUUCAAGGACUGUCCAAAAGAUCCUAUUCCAAUUAAGGAAUUGAAAAAAAUGAUUAUUAAAACUCUAUUAGAGUCUAAUACUUCCAAAAAUACUUUAAGCGAAGAACUUUUAUUCAGAAUUCAACAUAGUGAGGCUAUAAAAUCAAAUGAACAUGCACCUCAACCUGAUGUGUUAGUGGAAAAUAUGUCCAUUUAG
Messenger RNA from Macrosiphum euphorbiae (potato aphid), 1599 nucleotides. NCBI's taxonomy places the organism in Eukaryota, Metazoa, Arthropoda, Insecta, Hemiptera, Aphididae. The record is from the annotation of a GenBank genome assembly.